AUGGCUGAACUAGGUUUUUACCCUUCAGUCCUCAAUCUGGAUCAUACUGAAGCUAUUUUAGGGAUUGCUGCUUCAAUCCUUGGCCUUGCCACCGUAGGCUGCCAACUCUCUUCUCGCCUCAAUGCCCUUUGCUGCGAUAUCGUCUCGGCGGGCCUCGAGAUACCCAGCGUCUCCAAAGGGGUGAUGAUGUUCUCAUUGAUUCUCAAGCAAGUUGGCCUGGCAUUACAAGCAGCUGACUCGGUGCACUCAUCCGAAGCCCUGGAAACCGCAAAGCUAAUUGCCGAUGAAUGUAAGCGGGUUUUUGAUGAGAUUGAAGGUAAGAUGGACAAAUCGACUACAAAAAGGGCAGAUGGGUCAAUGGCACCCUCAAUACAGCAGAGGUUCAAGUGGGCCUUCAAGAAGGAUAGGGUACAAAUUCUUCUGGCUCGAUUAGAGUCUUUGAAACUGGAUCUGCUGGUCAUGUUCCAGAUCCUGCAAAUGGGAAAACUCAUGGCAGCCACAUCAAACAACGCGCCGAAAGAAGAAAUUGCUGUAAAGCAUGACAUGAUUGCGCAAGAACGUGCCGAGACUCGGAACUUAGUCAUUUUCCGCUAUCUACACAUGAACCGAGUUGAUCAUCUCUAUACUAUGGCCGAGUAUGAAGAAGACGAGGAAGAAAACAAGCAGAUUGAACAAGGGGCAAAUGGAGGGUCUGAUAGCACGCAGCUUACCAUCAAGGCGACCCCUGUACACGGCUCAUCAUCUGCAUUGGUUGAACUACCCGUCGUCUCGAUGGGUGAACUGGAUACCACAUUUAGCCAGAUAAAGGAGUCUCCCAAGGACAUAUUAAGGAUCUCCGAAAGCGUCAUUGAUCCCCUCCUCAACCGAUGGACGCGAUGGCAGGAGUUUCACGACAGGCUGGAAACUCGACCGCCUCGUCGGUACUCAUCUACCGCCCAGAACUUGUACGAAUCGCAUAAUGAUAGGCCAAGAUAUCAGGACGAUUUUCAUGAUAGAGAAAAAAGUCCUCCAGAUUAUUAUCUAGAGGGGACUACUACUGAUUGGCGCAAGCCUUAUUCGCCCGCUACUAAGGAGGAAGCUGUUAGGCUCAAGAAAAAGUACGCUGAGUUACAGCCCUUCGUUAGUGCAGAGAGCAAUGAUGCGGAGAAUAAUCACCUAUAUCAAAGCCCUAAAAAGCGUGCCCCGAGCCGUCACCUUAUUGACUCUAGUAGCGAAACCUCAGAUUCUGAACCUGAGCUCCCGCGCCAACCACAAAGAAGUUACAUUGAGACAGCGAAUGACAGCAGAUCACGAUAUCCUCCCCAGAGACCUAGUCCAUCACGAUCCUUUAUAAACGGUGGCGAAAAUAGAGGCAGCUUUAACGGUAGAAGCAGCAGUUCUCCGAAUGGCCACCCCAACUCAACAACCAGAUCUUCUGUGUCUGUGCCGCGACCACCCGGAGUACAAAGACCUGUCAUCAAUCCGGUGCAAGAUCAAUAUCAACAUGCCUACACUUCUCCACCGCCACCACUACCUACAUCUAAUGCACCAGACCUAUAUACACCCCAAAACCAAUAUUCUCCUACCUCAAACACUUCACUUCAGCCUCCUUCUUAUCAUAACUAUAGCCAGCCCCAGCACUACCCCCAACAAUACCCUCCAAGACACAUGGUACCACAAGGUUAUCGGAUGGCUCUACCACCACAGCCACAACCUGGAUAUCAAGACGGCAAAGCUGCCCGGUCCUCUUCCAGAUAUUCCAAACAGACUAUGCAUAGGCAACGGUCAGUUGAAGAUCUGAAAAAGGCUGACCGAGGUGAAAGAAAGAAAAACCUGGCUAGGGGGGCCGUAGGAGGUAGUGCCAUCUCUGGGUUUAUGGAAGCACUGGACGGACUGGAUCUUUGA
This is a messenger RNA of Endocarpon pusillum Z07020, 1884 nucleotides long. RefSeq lists its product as uncharacterized. NCBI's taxonomy places the organism in Eukaryota, Fungi, Ascomycota, Eurotiomycetes, Verrucariales, Verrucariaceae. Bases 1 to 1884 code for a protein of 627 amino acids. The transcript has 2 exons. The record is from RefSeq and is a predicted model, not a curated record.